AGCACCCUCCUUCUGUUUUUUUAAUUUACGACGUCUUGGAGUCUAGGGUUUGUUGGCGGUUCCACCUCUACGGUCCCGGGAGGAGCUGUGUAGUCGUGGACCCGGAUCCUGAGGAGAGACUUCGCGCUCUGGAUUUUGGGCACGGUUUAAGAAAACCAACCGCGUUCUGCGUUGGAGGACAUCAGCUGUCCCCUCUCGUUUCCUCAGCACUCUGCCUACUUUCACGAGAGAACGUUGAGGAAAGUAUGGCUUCCACGCUUCCAGCAUCCGGGUCCCAUGAACCUAUGAAAUUUGAAGAUGUAGCACUGACAUUUACCAAGGAAGAGUGGGCACAGCUGGACCUCCAACAGAAGUGCUUAUAUAGAGAAAUCAUGAUGGAGAACUACAGUAACAUGAUUUCAGUGGAACAUCACUUUUCCAAGCCAAAUGUGAUAUCUCAGUUAGAAGAAGUAGAAGACUUCUGGCCAGUGGAGAAAAAAAUUCCUCAAGAUACCCUUCUAGAAUGUUCCAUACCUUCUCUGGACCCUGGAGUAAAUUCCUUUCCUGCUGAGAAUCCUCUGAUGAAUAUCAAUGUUGUUGAAGUCCUUACACUGAACAAGGAUGUGGCUGGUCCCCGGAAUGCCCUGAUUCAAUCUCUUUAUCCUGAACAUGGAGAAGACCUGAGCCCAGGUAAACUCAAGACAGCUCAGCAGGCUAGCAAGCAUUUGGCUGACCCUGAAACUGCUCAUCAGAAGUUCCGACAUUUCCAGUAUGAAGAGUCAGCUGAUCCCCACAAGGCUGUGUCCCAGCUUCGUGAGCUGUGUCACCAGUGGCUGCAGCCCAAUACACGUUCAAAGAAGCAGAUCCUGGAGUUGCUGGUGCUUGAGCAGUUCCUUAGUGCACUGCCUGAGAAGUUUCGGGUGUGGGUAGAGUCACAGCACCCAGAGGAUUGCCAGGCAGCAGUGGCCCUGUUGGAGAAUGUGACCUCAGUAUCUAAGGAAGAUGCUCUGCCUGCCUGCUGUAAUGAGGCUACUGGUCAACUGAAGGAGAAAAAGAAGGACUUGACUACCUUACCAAUUAUUGUACCACCUGAGGAGCCAGUGACCUUCCAGGAUGUGGCUGUGGACUUCAGUCAGGAAGAAUGGAGGCUACUUGGUCCAGUACAGAGGACUGAGUAUCAUGAUGUGAUGCUAGAGACCUUGGAAAACUUGGUCUCUGUGGGGUGGGAGCCUACAUUAGGAAACAGAGAGCUAACUCCAGAUUCUCCCAUUCCUGUGGUAGAACCAAUUCGCCGCCCAAAACCAAAUGAUUUCUUGUGGGAUGGUAACCAGUCCACUGUCUUUGAAUGUAUUGCACAAGAUGGGGUCCAAGAAAUCCAUACCACAGAAACAAAUCUAGAACUUGUGCAGGAAAAAGCCUGCCCUCAGAAGAAGCUCUCUGAAAGCUCCGAGUCUCAGGAGCAAACUAGUCUUCACACAAGCCAGAGCUCACUCAGUGACAUUCUUCCUAGAAAGCAUUUGCGUGUAAAAAUUAACCGGAGGGGCACCAGAAAUCGGAAAGCCAGGGAAAACACCAUUUCCAUGACAAGAGAUUUACCCAUAAGAAAUCAGCAAAAGGGUUCUGUGGGGUGGCAAGGCAGAGAUGGCAGCAACUCCACAACAGAUGGUUUACCUAUAAAAAAACAACAGAGUUCCAAGCGGAGUAAAGUUGGGGACAGCAGAGAUUACAUUAUACUUGCUGCACCUGCCAAAAUGUGCCAGAAAGCCACUGGCUCUGUAGCAGGUAGAGUCAGAGACAGUAGCAAUACCAUUGUGCCUGAUGCACAUAAAAAAAUCCACCAGAAAGGCUCUAAACGGGGUAAAGUUGGAAAAAGCAGCACUUUUAUGUCACAAGGUUCAUUUGUGCAAAAUCACCAGGUGAGGUUUGGGGCAGGAAGAGCCAUGGAGAGCAGCAGUUCCUUGAGACAUGCCUUACCUGUAAAACCUCACCAGAAAGGCUGGGAAGUGGGUAAAGUUCAAGGAAACAGGAAUUCCUUGAAACAUGUAAAAACUCAACGGAAGGAUUCUAAAGGAGGAAUAGUCAGGGAAAUUAGCACUUCCAUAAAACACAGUUCCCAUGUGAAAACUCAUCUGAAGACCUCUGAAAGAGGCAAAGGCAAGGAAAUCAACACUUAUAUAAAAUAUGGUCCUCAUGUGAAAACUUACCAGAUGGGCUCUGAAGAGGGGCAAAGCAGGAAAGGCAACAAUUGUGGAAAAGCCAUCAAACGACAUGCUCAGCAGAUAUUUUUUGUAAAAAUUCACAAGGGGAGCCAACUUUGCCGGUGCAGUGAAUGUGGUAAAAUAUUCCAGAAUUCUAGGUACUUCUCUGUCCAUAAAAAGAUCCACACAGGAGAGAGGCCUUACAGGUGUGUGGCCUGUGGGAAAGCAUUUGUUCAGAGCUCCUCCCUUACACAACAUUAUAGAAUUCAUAGUGGAGAGAGACCAUUUGAGUGUCCGGAGUGUGGGAGGACCUUCAAUGACCGCUCAGCCAUGUCUCAGCACCUGAGAACUCAUACAGGAGCUAAGCCCUACCAUUGUCAGCACUGUGGGAAAGCCUUCCGCCAGAGUUCCCACCUUACGAGGCAUGAGAGAACUCACACUGGGGAGCGCCCAUAUGUGUGCAACAAGUGUGGGAAGGCUUUUACCCAGAGCUCACACCUUAUCGGGCAUCAGAAAACACAUGGGAUAAAGUUCAAGAAGAAGCAGCCCAAAUUGUAGCCCUAGUGCCUUCCAAUGCACUGCCUUUUUAGCCUUGAGAUGAACUCUGCAGACAUUGAGUAAGGAGAGUCCAACACUCAGAACACCACCCAGUGGGCAAUGAGUGAAACUAUCAGGGAAUUCUUAGUUGCUUAAUUUAGCCAUUAAAUGAUAUAUGAAAUCUCAAAAUACCCCUAAGUUUAAAACGCCAAUUACCAAAAACUGCACUGAUAAUUUUAUAUACAGGGUAAUGUGUGUUGAGUGACAAAAAUUAAAGAGUAUGUAGAUAAAUAAACUAUUUGUGUUGAACUUUU
This is a messenger RNA of Psammomys obesus (fat sand rat), 3028 nucleotides long. RefSeq names its product zinc finger protein 274 (gene Znf274). NCBI's taxonomy places the organism in Eukaryota, Metazoa, Chordata, Mammalia, Rodentia, Muridae. Gene Ontology annotation, biological process: negative regulation of transcription by RNA polymerase II. The record is from RefSeq and is a predicted model, not a curated record. Bases 246 to 2735 code for a protein of 829 amino acids. Gene Ontology annotation, molecular function: DNA-binding transcription repressor activity, RNA polymerase II-specific. The transcript is spliced from 8 exons.